Molecule: messenger RNA, 795 nt
Organism: Sphaerulina musiva SO2202
Lineage: Eukaryota; Fungi; Ascomycota; Dothideomycetes; Mycosphaerellales; Mycosphaerellaceae
Exons: 3
Coding region: 1-795 (264 amino acids)
Source: RefSeq, a predicted model, not a curated record
AUGACCUCCCACGGUAGCGACGUCCUCCAUCAAAUCGGCUCGGCCCCUGGUCAGCAGUAUGGAGACUCAUCUGUGGUGGCUCUUCGCAUGCUUGGAUGUCCCACGCCGACAGUACAAGUAGAUCGAUGUAGCUGUCGUCCCUUGGACACGACGUACUCCGUUGUCAUGACGCCUUCUCAGCUCUGGAUGUCGCAAAAUUGCCAAAGAGAUCAGCUACCUCCACAGCCACAAAUGCCACAUUGGAGCAUGUAUGAACCCGUGCGCGAAAGAGAGCAAUUCCUUACAGAAAGCCUGAGCCUGACACCCCAAUACACAUUUGCAGGGCGCCAACAGCGCCCAGCUUACUUAGAAGGACAACAACUGCGUUCUUCAUCGUUUGCGACACACGAAGUACCGGCCACACCGAGAAGUUCGACCCAGCACGGCGAUGGCACUGCGAUCUCUGAAUAUCUUGCAGUAGCAGGCUCACAAGUGCACGAUCCAUCUCUCCCUCGAUAUGGCGGAAAUCAGCUGGAUGCCUACAUGUUUUUGCUCGACGAUUUGAACUCCGAUCCCCCGUUUCACGCGACGUACAUGGGUGGAUCGACGGAAAUUACUCAGCAGCUGCCUCAACAGCAAACAGACCCCAGCAACAUCUUAAACAUGCAACCGCGGGCACAACUCCUUCAGCGCCGUCUUCAAUCCCACGACGACCACGGCGUACAGGCGCGCAGCUUCGCGAUCCAUCACUUCCAUCGCAAUGCCCUGAGUGCCACAACACAUAUCCUACCGACAGUGAUCUACAACGGCACCUAA